AUGGAUACAAAUAUCUUAGAAUAUUUCAAACAAACGCCAUCAGAAAAUUAUUUCAUUUUUAUACCAAUCUUGAUUGUCGUCAUAUUGUGGAUUAUCGAAGGAAAAUUCCCAGUUUACCUAAUCAUUGUAAUUGCAUGCUUUGCUCUGUACAAUUUAAAACGGGAAACCGAUAUCACUCUUACUUCACUAAAAGAUGCGCAGAAACUUCUAUCCGAAGACGUUAAUCAAAAAUUUGAUGACCUUACUGAAAAAAUCCAAUUGCUAUACGAAGAGAUGCAACAAAAACAAACUUCGGGAGGUGCUUCAAGUGAAUUGACAAAUAGUUCUCAAGAAGAAGAACGUUCAAAGCUGAAACACCCAAAUUACUGGGAUCGAGAACCUAACACUUGGGGAAGCAUAAAAGAUUGGGACUUUUACUUGCUUAAAAACCUAGACUCGUCACAGGUUAAUAAACGUAUUUCUCACUCAGCCUUGGGUGGUGAGCUAAGAUGCUUGAAGCAGAUGUAUGAUGAAAACCAUCCUAUUUAUAAGACGAAAAGUGAUAAUAAAAUUUGGAAGAAGAAGGAACAAAUCUCAUCUUUACUUUUGGAGGCUGAUGUGGUUGAUCUGGAAUUGGAAAUCGCCCAGAAAAGGGGAAGACAUGAUGUUCAUCAAAUAGCAAGACGAGGAUAUAAAAAAUAUUCAGACAUAGAAUUUGGUCUAGAGGAGAGGGUGCAGAAGAAGAUCAAACCAAAUGAAAAUAAUGAAGAGGAGGAACCCAUUUCAAGUGAUGUCUCACUUGAUUUGCAGUCUCAGGCUCAACAACGAACUCCUGAACGCCAGUUCAGUCCAUUAACUGUGCCUGAGAUUGCCAAUGAUGAACCUCAGCCGAUCUGUUGGGAGUUCGAUGAACCAAUGCCAACCUGGCUAGAGAAAGUAGUAAGACGACAAGAGUUUUUGACCUCACAAACGGAUCCGUCUGACAGAUAUGAAUCGUCACUAAAGUAUUUUUUUUUUGCUAUUUGA
Molecule: messenger RNA, 1005 nt
Organism: Entrophospora sp. SA101
Lineage: Eukaryota; Fungi; Glomeromycota; Glomeromycetes; Entrophosporales; Entrophosporaceae
Source: the annotation of a GenBank genome assembly